AAGAAUCCAAUCCAAUACGUUUCUCUUCAACCACUUGCGCACACGGAUGGAUCGAAUUUUCGUUGUGUCUGAUUCUUAUAUUUAUUUUCGUUUCGUAUUUGAUACAAAAAACUGAUGUUCUAGGUUUAUUUGUUUUUACACCGUUCGUAUCAAACAGUAUUUUGUUGUAAGAUGAAGUGACGAACAAGUGGAACGUUUAUCAAAUUCAAAUGGAUAGUGAGAAAUCAUUUGAGCAAUGAUUUUGUAGCUAUUAUAUGUGGUUGAGGAAGAAUUCAAACAAUUCAACCAUACAUUAUCUUUCAUCAAACUUCAUUUUCAUUGUCAUCGUCAUUGAUUUGUAUUCUUACAAAUACAAGCCAUUGCCCUUGUGCCUCGUACGAACAGCUUUCUUGAUUUUGUUUACAGAAAGUUGGAUUGGGAAGGUUUCAGAGUUUCAAUGGCGGGUGGAUUUGGAAAAAUAUGCGCCGGUUUUCGGUCAAUGGCGUUGACGAUGUUCAACUUUGCUAUAGCGUUGGCUCUGGUUUCCGGCGAGAGAAAAAUGAAGCUCGAAGGAAGUUCCGGAGAUAUGAAUCUGCUCCAAGGAGCUUUGAAUUUCUUGUGGCAGUCAGACAAAACAGGGUAUCAUCAUGUGUGGCCUGAAAUGGAAUUUGGGUGGCAGAUUGUAGUUGGUUCUGUUGUUGGAUUUUUGGGUGCUGCAUUUGGGAGUGUAGGAGGUGUUGGUGGUGGGGGAAUUUAUGUUCCUAUGCUUAGUCUAGUCAUUGGGUUUGAUCCGAAGUCAUCAACAGCUAUAUCGAAAUGUAUGAUAAUGGGAGCAGCAGCAUCAACAGUCUACUAUAAUCUUAAGCUAAGGCAUCCGACACUUGAUCUUCCUAUCAUUGACUAUGAUUUGGUGCUUCUUAUCAUGCCUAUGCUCAUGCUGGGCAUCAGCAUUGGGGUAGUUUUUAAUGUCAUAUUUGCUGAUUGGAUGGUUACUGUCCUCCUCAUCAUUCUCUUCUUAGGUACAUCGACGAAAUCGUUUUUGAAGGGGGUUGAAACUUGGAAGAAGGAAACCAUAAUGAAAACGGAGGCUGCUAGGCGCGCUGAAUCAAAUGAUAUUCAAGCCGAUACUGCAUAUGCUCCUCUUCCCAGUGGCCCGAACCAUAGGCCCGAAACGAACCACAUUGACGAGGUUCCAAUUCUCAAGAAUGUGUAUUGGAAAGAAAUGGGGCUUCUUGUAUUAGUUUGGGUUGCAUUUCUUGCAAUACAGAUUACCAAGAAGCAUUCACCCAAUUGUUCAUGGGAAUACUGGGUACUGAACUUCCUGCAGGUGCCAAUUGCUUUUGGUGUAUCUGGUUAUGAAGCAGUUAGCUUGUAUAAAGGAAGGAGAAAAAUUGCAUCACUAGGAAAUCAGAAGACAGAUUUUCGAAUUCACCAGCUUGUUCUAUAUUGCUUCUUGGGCAUAGUGGCCGGAGUUGUCGGUGGGCUACUUGGACUUGGUGGAGGAUUUAUUAUGGGUCCUCUGUUUCUGGAGCUGGGCAUUCCCCCUCAGGUAUCGAGCGCUUCAGCAACCUUUGGAAUGACAUUCUCCUCAUCUAUGUCUGUUAUACAAUACUAUCUUCUUGACCGUUUCCCCGUUCCAUAUGCUCUUUACUUCACCCUCGUGGCCGCCAUAGCUGCAUUUAUUGGACAGCACGUAAUCAGAAGGCUGAUUGAGUUGAUUGGAAGAGCAUCCUUAAUUAUCUUCAUUUUGUCCUUCACAAUAUUCGUCAGUGCGAUCUCUCUAGGGGGAGUUGGAAUCUCAAAGAUGAUUGGACAAAUUCAGCGACAUGAAUACAUGGGAUUCGAGAAUCUGUGCAAAUAUGAUGCUUAAGGUUUGGCCUUAUGGGAAAGAAAUGUGAUUUUUAGUAAUUGUUUUCAAAUUCUUAUGAUUAUUUGGAUUUAGCUUUGGAAUUUUUUACUCUUAAAUUUGAUGUCUAAGAUGCUAGAAUUUAUUGAUUCGACAGUUUGUUUUAUGGGCCUGGAAAAAGCCUAGAAAGUAGAAAUAUAUAAGCAGAGUUUUAGCGAUCUGUGUAUUUAAAUGUGCUCGGAAGUGGAUUUUGAAUAUUGUUUUUCCAGUGCACUAUCCAUUUUUA
Messenger RNA from Benincasa hispida (wax gourd), 2111 nucleotides. Its product is annotated as sulfite exporter TauE/SafE family protein 3. NCBI's taxonomy places the organism in Eukaryota, Viridiplantae, Streptophyta, Magnoliopsida, Cucurbitales, Cucurbitaceae. Gene Ontology annotation, biological process: protein ubiquitination. The record is from RefSeq and is a predicted model, not a curated record. Gene Ontology annotation, cellular component: Cul4A-RING E3 ubiquitin ligase complex; membrane.